Messenger RNA from Apis cerana (Asiatic honeybee), 3674 nucleotides. Its product is annotated as serine/threonine-protein kinase VRK1. NCBI's taxonomy places the organism in Eukaryota, Metazoa, Arthropoda, Insecta, Hymenoptera, Apidae. Gene Ontology annotation, molecular function: protein kinase activity; ATP binding. Gene Ontology annotation, biological process: protein phosphorylation. The record is from RefSeq and is a predicted model, not a curated record.
AGUUGAUCGGUUUCCGUUAAACACCUUAGUUCAUGAAAUGGCAGUGUGGUGCAUUCUUACGCUAGGUGAAAUCUUUUCGAGCAUUAAGUUUCAAAACACAAAAAAGAAAUACUUUAAAUUAUCGAAGAUUCCAAUGUGCCAGAUAAUUAAAGAGAUUGUGUGCAAUGUCCUCUAAUUUCUCUUCUGAGUGAUAAUGGCACCAAGACGAGUUGAAGAAAUACCUGUUAAAAGAGUAGCAGCAUUAGGUUGCAAAUUACCUGAUCAAUUACCAGCUGGAGAAAUAUUAAUAGAUAUUACACAGAAGAAAUGGAGAUUAGGACACACAAUAGGAUAUGGAGGAUUUGGUGAUAUAUAUUUAGCAUCAAAUAACAUUAAUGUUCCUGUUGAACAAGAUGCAAAAUAUGUAAUAAAAAUUGAACCACAUAAUAAUGGUCCAUUAUUUGUUGAAAUGAAUUUUUAUAUAAGAGCAGCUCGUAAGCAUAUGAUUGAUAGCUGGUGUAAAUCUCAAGGAAAAAGACGAAUAGGUAUUCCAACAUAUGAAGGAUCAGGUUCUCAUAUGUAUCAAGGGCAAAAAUAUAGAUUUUUAGUGAUUCCAAGAUAUGGCAUUGAUAUUGGAAAAUUAUUUGUAUCAAAUGGAAGAAAAUUACCAACUAAACUUGUUAACAGGCUAGCUGUUCAAAUGUUGGAUGCACUUGAAUAUAUUCACAGUCAAGGAUAUGCUCAUGCAGAUGUUAAGGGAUCAAAUAUUUUGCUAAGUGAAGAAGCUGGUACUACAAGAAAAUCUCAAGUUUAUUUAGUUGAUUAUGGUUUGGCUUAUCGUUUUCGUACAAAUGCAGGUAUACAUAAGCCAUUUGUUCAUGAUGAAAGAAGAGCCCAUGAAGGAACAUUAGAAUUCACAUCAAGAGAUGCACAUCAUGGAACACAUUCAAGAAGAGGAGAUUUAGAAACAUUAGGUUAUAAUAUAUUACAAUGGUUAUGUGGUAAAUUACCUUGGGAAAGAGAAAAUGAUAAUGUAACAUCAAUAAUAGAUCCAGAAGAAGUUCAUACACAGAAAGAAAUUUUACUUUCAAAUUUACCAUUAUUUAUGCAUAAAUGUUUUCCUUAUAAAAAGGAACCUCCUGCUGCCAUUAUGGAAUAUAUGAAAUAUAUUACCGAAUUGGGAUUUGAAACUAAACCUAAUUAUUCCUAUCUACGUAGUUUAUUUCAGUCUGGUUCUAGGCAAAAAACUGAUGUUCCUACAUGUUUACAUAAUAUAAGAGAAUCUAACGAAAAUAUUUCUUAUCCCAUAUCUUUCAAACGACCAUAUUUACGAGAAAGAAAACCUUGCAGACCUGUUAAUGGCGAGAUACGCGUGACGCGAAAUACACAACCGAAAUAUCCAGUUGAACAAAAAGAAUUUUGUUGGGAAGCUGUAUUGGCACUUCAUCCUGAUAAACUUGCAAAAAUUAGUAUUCAAACUCCACCUUCACCACUUACACCACCUCCAUCUCCACCUCCUCCAUCCUUGCCUACAUAUGCCAUGUUAAGAGUAAUUGAAAGAAUGAAAGAAAAACAAUCAGGUGCAUUUCGACACAAAUCAUUACCAAAAUCUCUAGAUGAACUCAAAACAAAAUGGAUGACACCAGCCAUGGAACAAGUAGUUGAAUUAAAAAAGAAAACUACUUUAACAACGCUUUCUUUACGUAAAUCUUCGCCAUGUAUGACACGAUCCCGUGGAGCUCAAUUAAAACGACUUGGAAAUGAAAAAUCUUAUAAACGAAUACAAAGCAAGAAAAGAAGAAAAUGUACAUCAACAGAAGUAUGAUAAAUUUCCUUAAAUAUCACAUGUCUUCAUUCCUUGGACAAUGGAAUCAUUAACAAAUUAUCUAAAUAAUGGAUAUAUAAUUAAGUAUUAUUUCAUAUUAGUUUAUUUAGAUUUUGUAAGAAUAUACUCUUCAUUAAACUCCUGUUUAAAGGACAAAAUUUCAUUUAUUAGGAAUGCCUCGGAUGUAUUUAGUACUACAUCAACUUUUGUAAGACUGCUUCAUUAUCAUGAUUUGUUCUUUAAUAAGCUUUUAAUAUAAGAUUUUUUUAACAACUAUAUAGCGAACAAAGAUUUAUAAAUAAUUCAGCUCAUAAUUAGAUGAAUUAUAUUAUUUUCUUUUAAAAUGUAAUUUCAAUAUAACUGAAAGAUUUAUUAAAUAGAUACAGUAAUGAAACAUCACUAUUUCUAAGUAGUAAAAAUAUUACAUAUUUUGUACAUAUAGACAGAAUAUGUAAUGUUUAAUUUCAUGGUAGACUAAUGAUCUGAAUAUUAAUUUAAAGUUGUUUUAAUUCAUUUGUUUAUUUUAUAAAAUAGCUCAAAAAAGCACAAUAUGCUCUUCAUAAAUAAUGUUAAAACUUCAUUAAAUUUCUUUAUUAAAAUAAUUUGUAAUUUUUAAAAUAUUUAAAUUAUAUUCAUUUUUUUAUAUUAUUAUAUUAUAUUAUAAUUAUUAUAAUUAUAUUAUAUAAUAUAAUAUAAUUAUAUAUAAUAUAUAUUAUAAUUAUAAAUUAUUUUACAAAUCUCAUUAAUAUUUCUUAAAAUUAUAAAUAAAAUAUUUUGUUCCUUUAUUAUAAUACAAUAUUUUAAUUUUAUGAAUAUAGUCAUUUCUAAAUCUCAUAAAAAAAUAUAGACUUUGAUGUAUUAAUCAAAAUUAAAUAAUUUUCUUAAAAUAUCAAGAUAUAUAUUCAAACAUAGAAUUUCUAAAUAUUGUCUAUAAUAUAAAUAAAAUUGUAGUAUACUUCAAUUAUUGCAAAAAAUUGUGAAAUAUAAGUAAAAAUAAGUGUGAACUGUUAUUACUUCAACAGACCAGUAUUGAGCCUUUAAAUGCUUAUAUAUGAUUAAAAUAUAACAAUUUAUGUUUGUUACUCUAUAAUCUAAUGACAAAAAAUGUGUGCAGCAUAAAAAAGCAAUUAAUAUUUUAAUUUAGUUUUAGAUUUUAUAUAUGACAUGUAGCUAAAAAAUACAAUUUUAUGUUUUUAACAUUUUGCAAUACAUCAACAUAUAAUAUUAUCUUGUGUCGUUUUAAUCUAAUUUGUAUUGAUUCAGAUUUAAUAUUUACAUAAAACUUGUAUAUAUUUAUUGUAAGAGACAUGUAUAGAUGGAAGCGAGAAUUUAUUUACAGUAAAUUUGUGAUAAUUAAUUUGUAUUUUUUUAAGUUACAUGUACCUGUGCCAGAAAAGCAGUGUUGUUAAAGACUUAAAAAUGUAUUGUAAUGAAAAAUAUACACAUGCAUUUGUAAUCUUUUCUGUUAAUAUUUUAUCAUACAUUCUGGUUUAUCAUAUGUCAUUAAUCUAAGAUAUGAGCUUUUUAUGUUCAUUAAUAUUUUUUUAAUUUAAUUAUAGAAUAUGUAAUUAAAUAUUUAUUAUAUUAAGCAAACAAUACAUAAAUAUUUAUUAACAGCACUGCACAAGAUUUUUAAAGUAUUGUCAACAAAAUUAUUAGAAAAAAAAUAUAAUAAAAUUUAUUUGCUAGGUUGUAUCACAUUAUAAUCAAAUGACUAUUAAUAAUGUAAGUGAAUAAUGAAUAAAUGAUAAAAAUAAAAUAUAUAAAUCAGGUAUAGAAUUUAAUUGUAUGAAUAUGUUAUCGUACACAUUUUAUAUGUUAUUGUAUAUUUGAAGAAAUAUAAAACAUAAUAUACACAUAUAAUAAAUAA